Messenger RNA from Dracunculus medinensis (Guinea worm), 1635 nucleotides. The record is from the annotation of a GenBank genome assembly. Lineage: Eukaryota; Metazoa; Nematoda; Chromadorea; Rhabditida; Dracunculidae.
UUUUAUUUUAAUCAAAUGAAAAAUAAAUUCGCAGAAAUAAAUCGAGAAUAUUUUUUGAAACGAUCGCUUACUAAUUAUCACCUAAUCAUAAACUGGAAGUCUGAUAUUUCUUUUCAGUGUAUUUACGAAAAAUCUCGAAUUCAUAAUUUGGUACCCGUACUAAUAUUGGUUGCAUAUUCCUUUCUUGGCGGUCUAAUAUUUUAUUCACUCGAAUCGCCAAAUGAAGAUAUUUUCAUAAAGGAGAAAAGAGAGUAUUUUGAUAACGAAAAACGCUUACUUACGAAUAUAAUUAUGGAUAUUGAACAAGAUGUAAAUAGUUUUCGACAACGAUACAAUAAUACUUAUAUUAUUAAUGCAAGGCUAAGGAAGUAUCGAAAAUUUGCUUUGAAUCGCCUCAAAACGACAAUUUACUGGUAUAUAUUAAGUGCAUAUUAUUUAACUGAUCGUGAAGGUCAUAAAGCUUCGUUGCUCAAUCCACAAAAUCCAGAAAGAAUUUGGCAAAAUCAUUUUGCAUCGAAUUUUGGUCGUAUUCGAGCCUUAAGAAAUUAUACCGAGCAGCUAUCACUUCGUUGUUGGGAAAUCGGUUUGGAAUUCAGUGAAGAUCGAAAGUUCUCUUUUGAUAAAUUGGAAGAAGCAAUAUCGUUGUUUAAUUCAUGGACGGGACUUUCUCAAGUGCUCACACCCACUUGGACUUUUUGGAAUUCAAUGUUUUUUGCCGUUACAACGUACACCACAAUUGGUUACGGUAAUAUCACUGCGAAGAGCAAGGUUGGCAAGUUGGCUGCAAUGCUUUAUGCUGUUAUUGGGAUACCUCUGGUGCUUAUGAUAUUGCAUAAACUUGGAAGGCAAUUUCUUAAUGUCCUCGAAUAUUCGUGGAAUCUUGUGGUCAGGACCAUUGAAUUCGUUGUUUGUAUGAAGGAUAUUAGUCGCUGGAAACGGCAACUGGAUGAAAAAAGUCGAGAAGCCAACAUGCCACUUCUUCUUGCUCUUGGAAUAGCAUCUGGCUGGAUGUUUCUUUGUGCUGCGGUCUUCCUUAGAUUUGAAAAAGAUUGGGAUUAUUUUAAAAGUUUUUAUUUCUUUUUCUGUUCUUUAACAACAAUUGGAUAUGGUGAUGUGACUCCAACUAAUUCCGAAGACAUGUUCAUAAUAUUUGGAUUUAUUAUGGUUGGACUAUCUUUAGUAAGCAUGUGUAUUAAUGUCGUUCAGUCAAAAUUUGAGCAAUUAUUUGAAGAAUUACUUCUAAUGAUGAUGGAGGAAUAUCGGCAGACUGGAAUACCGACACCUGACAUUAUGAUGGCAAUGUGGCGAAUGUGGAGGAAAAAGAGGAAACAGAGGAAACCAGAGAAUUCGAUAGCAUCGAGAACAGUGAUAUCACUGAAACGAAGGAGGCAAGCUUUGGUAGAACAAAUUCGCCGAUCGUUGAAUAUGGCAAGAAAUUUUUUUCUCCUGUGCAUUUUACCAUUUUCUGGAAAUUUGAUAAAGAGGAUUGAACACCAUCAGCUGCGAGGAAAUAAGAAAAGAUGGGUAUUUGCGCAAACUGAUCAAACACCACGUGGUGCUGCCAGAGGAUUAAUUUCUCCUAUGUAUAUGUAUAUGCCAAGGCGAGCUAGGAAGGUAAAUAUCGUUAAUAAUUGA